CCUUGACGGCAAGUCGCAGUGCAGAAGAUUUGGCGAGCGUUGAAUUUAGGGCGAUUGCAAUAAUAUUUAUUUUAGUAUAAUAAUCAUUCGUUCUACUAGGGACCUGUGCUACCACUAGCGAAAAACAUUAAUUACCCAACUAUACAUGUGAAACUCAUGAAGGAGAAAGGCAUUUGUCGCUAGGACGAUCAUGUUUUGUGACAAAACUAAUUGUUGAUUUCAAUAGCCUGACACUGCAUUCCAGAUAGCAACUGUAUUGCUUAGUUUUAAUAAAUGUUCACCAUUUGUCCGGAUUUUCUAGCAAAGUCUUCAUAUUCACUAGAUCGGAUUAACCGGCGUAAUAUUACUGUCACUGAAAAGUGCAUAUUCUAGAAACCAUCCAGAUAGCCGUCAUUUGUUGUAAAAAGUUGUUACCGGGUUUUAAAUUGUAUUACCGUUGCAUAAAACGUAGAAGCCUGUGCUUGGUUGCAUAAUUGUAACUACUUUUAUAUGUAUAUUGCAUCGUAAACGUACUAAGUGUUUGGAUUAUAAACGAACGAAAGCAUUUCUUCAAGAUGCCAUUAUUUGGAAAGAAAGAUUCCGGAAAGAAAGUGCGCAAGGAUGCUAAAGAAGUCGAAAAGCAACCAAGCAUCGAGGACAAGUACGUUAUAAAGGAAUUACUUGGCACCGGAGCAUUUUCGGAAGUACGUCUUUGUGAGCAUCGCGAAACGGGACAGGCGUUUGCCGUUAAAAUUAUCGAUAAGAAAGCUUUGAAAGGAAAAGAAGACUCAUUGGAGAAUGAAAUAAGAGUGCUUAAGCGAUUUAGCGCAAAAAGACAAGAAAAUGAUCCUGAUAGGACUUGGUUCACUCAUCCAAACAUAGUGCAACUGUUUGAAACGUACGAAGAUAAAUCAAAAGUCUACUUAAUCAUGGAACUGGUCACUGGCGGUGAACUGUUUGAUCGUAUUGUGGAAAAAGGAUCGUAUACAGAAAAAGAUGCAUCUUAUUUGAUUCGUCAAGUGCUUGAAGCUGUAGACUAUAUGCAUGAACAAGGCGUAGUACAUAGAGAUUUGAAACCUGAGAAUCUAUUAUACUAUAAUCCCGCAGAGGACAGCAAAAUCAUGAUCAGUGACUUUGGGUUGUCGAAGAUGGAAGACUCAGGUUUUAUGGCUACGGCAUGCGGGACUCCUGGCUACGUAGCACCUGAGGUGUUAGCGCAAAAACCGUACGGCAAGGCAGUGGAUGUUUGGAGCAUAGGAGUAAUAUCGUACAUUCUAUUAUGUGGUUAUCCACCAUUUUAUGACGAGAAUGAUGCCAAUUUAUUUGCACAAAUUUUAAAAGGAGAGUUUGAGUUCGACUCCCCCUAUUGGGAUGAGAUAAGCGAGUCAGCAAAAGAUUUUAUCAGGAACCUGAUGUGUGUGAAUGUAGAGAAAAGGUUUACGUGUAAACUGGCGCUUGCGCAUCCUUGGAUUUCCGGAAAUGCAGCUAGCAGUAAGAACAUCCAUGGAACCGUUUCCGAGCAGCUUAAGAAAAAUUUUGCUAAGUCACGUUGGAAGCAGGCCUAUCACGCAGCUACUGUUAUACGUCAAAUGCAACGAAUGGCUCUGAGUAGUAGUGGAGGAGCAUACGGACGCAGUUCGUCCCAGCUGAACGCUGCUGCUGUUAAUGCUACGGCAGAGCAAGAUGCUGCAUCUGGCAGCAAGUAAAAUAUUGGAAUCGCUUGAAAUUGUUGCAAACGUUACAUCGCAGAAACACAGCUAUAUCAUGACAUAAAGGUGUUCAUACACUGUUUGUGGCUAAGUAACCCUCAGAAUUCGAUGUUGUCCUUAAAGAUCUGUUUAUUUGUAAUUUCUGCAAAUUUUGCUCUCUUUUUAUAACUAUCUGUUACAUUCUAGCGUACAUAAGUGUAUGUUCUUAAUCGAUGAAAACCAUUUAUUUUUGUUAUGUUUAAUACAAUACUUUUUAAUGUUGAAAAUAGAUUUGGGAUUUUAUCUAAAA
This is a messenger RNA of Ochlerotatus camptorhynchus, 1977 nucleotides long. RefSeq names its product Calcium/calmodulin-dependent protein kinase I (gene CaMKI). The transcript is spliced from 2 exons. Gene Ontology annotation, molecular function: ATP binding; calmodulin binding; calcium/calmodulin-dependent protein kinase activity. The coding region runs from base 555 to 1685 and encodes 376 amino acids. The record is from RefSeq and is a predicted model, not a curated record. Lineage: Eukaryota; Metazoa; Arthropoda; Insecta; Diptera; Culicidae. Gene Ontology annotation, biological process: protein phosphorylation.